Chondrus crispus (carragheen) is the source of this 2334-nucleotide messenger RNA. RefSeq names its product Serine/threonine protein kinase. The record is from RefSeq and is a predicted model, not a curated record. Lineage: Eukaryota; Rhodophyta; Florideophyceae; Gigartinales; Gigartinaceae. The transcript is spliced from 2 exons. Gene Ontology annotation, biological process: protein phosphorylation. Gene Ontology annotation, molecular function: protein serine/threonine kinase activity; ATP binding. The coding region runs from base 1 to 2235 and encodes 744 amino acids.
AUGAUCCGUGCCAUGCGGCGCUCUGCCGCCCCUAGCACCACAUCUUCCCGAGAGCCCUCCUCCAUCCGUUCCGCCCGCUCCGCCCGCUCCUCCACCCGCACCGCACCACGCCGCAAUCGUACAGGUUCGACUCUCUUCUCCCGCCGGUCCCUCGGUCUCUCUUCUUCCCUCUCUCGCUCCUCGCGCCGCCCUACAGAGCCUUUCGAUGAUCCCAGUCGUGCUCCGCUGCCCGCACACCCAGACUCAGUAAUGAAUGGGCCUUCGUCCCUGCCCGGGCCACGCCUUUUCGAUCCCCUUGCGCUUGUGAGGAGAAUUCCGGCCACGGUUCGUUCGUUCGGUUAUGUUAAGACGGCCCGUAGCCUCGCGGUUUUCUCCAGGUUUGAGCGAUAUUGGUUGGAACUCAGAGGUACUAUCGUAGUGCUUAUCGUCGAUGAUGAGGUCUAUCGCCCUCAUCAUGUCCAUACAUCGCAGAGGGGGAAUGAAAACGUCAUCGCUGGUGUCUUUGCAGUCCACAAGUGUCACGUCGUCAGGUCGCGAGGCGCCAAGAGCGCUGUCAUCCGGCUUAUUAAACCAAAUCAUUCUCAGACCAUUUGGUUGCGCUUCGAUGAUGAGAGCGAGUGUGACAUCUGGGAGAAGGCUCUGAUCGGGGCAGCGUCACAGCGCUCUGUCGGUAUUUCCGACUUCGAAUUUAUCAGUCCUAUUGGCAAAGGUGCGUCCGGAAAAGUUUUUCUCGUAGCUGACCGUAAGACUGGCGAAAAGCUUGCUUUGAAGGUCAUUGACAAGGCCAAGGUGUUUGAAUCGUGCAGCGGUUUUCGACACGCUCUCGAUGAACGCCUUGCCCUGGAGAUGGUUGAUGGUCACCCGUUUUUCUCCAGAUUGCGCUACGCUUUCCAAACAAGGGCUUAUUUCUAUUUGGCGAUCGAUUUUUAUGAUGGAGGUGAUCUCUAUCAGUACCUUCGCACUCACCAAGGCCGACUACUAGAAAGUCAAGUCAGAAGUGUUGCGGCCGAGGUCUCUCUCGCACUGGAGCAUUUGCACAAACUUGGCUUUGUUUACAGAGACCUGAAACCGGAGAAUGUCUUGUUGGACAGCCGCGGCCAUGUUCGUCUCGCAGACUUUGGCCUUUGUAAAUUGAUACCUAAUCGGGCGCUGACAAAUACAAUUUGUGGCACUCACACCUAUGCCGCACCAGAAAUGCUUGCGGUCAGAAACUAUGGAAAGUCAAUCGAUUUGUGGGCAUAUGGUGUGUUUGUGUACCAUAUUCUACGUGGAAGAACCCCAUAUGAGGCCAGAGACCUUGAUCAAGUCAUCGCAAACAUGAAUAAUAGACGUAUCAGGUUUUCGUCAACUACAUCCCCAGAACUGGUAUCUAUGAUCAAGAAAUUGUUAGACUGGAAUCCAGAAACAAGACUUGGUUGCGGCAUGGCAGGAAUGAUCGAAGUUCGCGGUCAUUCAUUCUUCGCUGGUGUUGACUGGAAGAAGGUCUACACAAAAGAAAACGAUGAGGGAGGCCUGUUUGCAAAAGCCAAGCGCUGCAAUCUAAUGGGACCUCCUCAUCGCUUGAAACGGUCGGUACGGGAUUCCGUACCUCCACCACCGCCUCCGUCACCAGCUCCACAUGCCCUCACCCAAUGUGUCACUGCGCGCAUUGCUAACAACCCCGGAGAGACCCCGUCUGCGCAGGUCUUGCGCAAGACUUCAGUUGGAAGCGGUGAUAGCGGAAAAGGACAGUCGGAUUCGAAGAGCAGUGGGACGGAGCACGGAUCUCCGAUAGGCAGUAAGGGGAGCGAGAAAAGCUCUCCGGUUGCGGUCAUACCAGCUGGGGCUAGCACCGGGACUGAAUCAGAUGAAAUUGAAAGCUCAAACCGAAUGGCUACAAAAACAAAGCGACUGUUUAGACCAAAGUCCCUUGGUAAUUUGAAUGGGAAUCGCGCAAGUCCUACGAGCGGAAACGCCAAGUUAUCCCGGAUUGCAAGUGAGCAAGAACAAAAUACUAACAUAUCGCUACGCGAAAAGAUGGCAGCGGCAGCGGAACAAGACGAUUUGAGGAAUUUUGAUAUGAGCGAAUGGGGCAAGAUUAGCGUGGACAACGACCAUGACGAUCCAAAUUAUGGUGACUCUAGCUUAUGGCCAAUUUCGAAAGCUAGACGGCGACUCGUUGAGGAUGAGCGCGUGAUUGCUGGGUUUAGCUACUGCAGCUCCUCAAAGCCACUUGUGGUACCGGACAAUUUGUAGACUAAGUUGUCAAUCGUCGGUAUCGCUUCCUGUGAAGUGUUACUUCAUUAGAUCAUAGAUCCAAACACUAAAGCAUGUCUGCUUGAGAGCUACACUAUU